AUGUUGCGCAGCACUUUGUGGAGUUAUAGGCGUUUUGUCUUCAUCGUGCUGUUGCCGCCACUGCUGCUUCCACUACCGCUCAUUGUCGCUAGUAAGGAAUCAUGUUGCGCCUUUGUUCUUCUUCUGAUGGCCAUCUUCUGGACCACUGAGGUCAUCCCACUACCCAUUACCGCCAUGUUGCCCGGCAUCUUAUUUCCCGCCUUGGGCAUCAUGACUUCAUCACAGGUGGCGAUGGCAUUCUUCAAAGACUUUCACUUCCUUUUAGUGGGUGUCAGCUGUCUGGCCACCUCCAUCCAAAAGUGGGGUCUCCAUCGGAGGCUGGCCCUCAGAUUAGUAGCUGCAGUGGGUGCAAAUCCGGCUCGGUUGACUUUAGGCUUCAUGUCUGGAUGUGGCUUCCUCUCUAUGUGGGUGAACAACACCUCUGCCGUCACCAUGGUUAUGCCCAUUGCAGAGGCUGUCCUCUGCCAGAUCCGGAGAGUGAGCGACGUGCCUAGCGAGGGGCCUGACCAGGGACUCGAAAAUUGUGGCCUGCAACUGAAUGAGGUGCAUGUCAACUUAGAGAAUGAAUCUUUGAGGGAUGAGCAGAAUCCCCCAGAAGAAACAUCCUCCUCCACCUCUUCCGCAACCUCAUCAUCGUCGUCAUCAUCAUCAUCAUCACGAGCAGCAGAUGCCACUCAGGUGGUGUGUAUGACAGCGCCCCCUAUGGAACUAAUGGUGGGCAAGGCCAUGUGCAUCGGCGUGGCCUUCGCCUCCAAUAUUGGCGGUAUCGCCACAUUGCCAGGAACAUCACCCAACCUCAUCCUCUCCGAGUAUCUUCAUCAGAUUUACCCAGAAUGCAACUGCAUCAACUUUGGCAAGUGGCUUGCGUUGUGUUUUCCUAUCAGCGUGAUAUCAUUGUUGCUUACUUGGGCAUGGCUCUGCUGGCUCUUCAUUGGCUCAGAGUUCCGCUUGUUAGGGCGAUGCGAAGGACAACACUCUCAGAGGGAGAUAGCCACUCUGAAAAUUAUCCAAGAAGAGUACAGAGCACUUGGACCGAUGAGUGGCCAAGAGCUGUUCACCCUGAUGGUCUUCUGCCUGAUGAUCCUUUUGUGGUUCACUCGAUCUCCGGGCUUCAUUCCGGGAUGGGCCUCUCUCUUCCCUCAUCACUCCGACUACAUGACCGAUGCCACUGUGGCUCUUGUCCUGGGAAUUCUUUUCUUCUUGGUGCCCGCCUAUGGACCCUCACAAAAAUAUGGUAAAAGAAAAAAAAAAAAAAGCCCAAAAUAUUUAAAAAUGUGAAUAAAGAGCAAGGAACAAAUGACAAUGAUAUAUUUCGUUCCAGAGAGCAUGAUCUCCUGGACAGACUUCCAGGCAUUCAUGCCGUGGAAAGUGUCCCUUCUUGUCGGUGGAGGAUUUGCCUUGGCCGAAGGUACUAAGGUGUCUGGUUUGUCCCGGUGGGUGUCUGAACUUCUGUCCCCUCUGAGUAGUCUCCCUCCCCUGGCCACGGUGACCGUGGCGUGCAUCAUCAUCACCAUGGUAACCGAGCUGGCCAGCAACGCCACUACCAUCACCAUAUUCCUGCCCAUCCUCUCGCCGCUGGCCGAAGGCAUCUGUGUCAACCCACUGUCCGUACUGAUCCCAGCCACUUUGUGUACAUCAUUUUCUUUCCUGCUGCCAGCAUCCAAUCCUCCAAAUGCUGUGGUUUUCGCCUAUGGAUACUUCAGCAUUGCAGACAUGGUAAAGGCAGGGCUGGGUGCAAAUGUGAUCGGCCUACCCAUCGUAUUACUGGCGGUGAGCACGUGGGGUGUGCCUUUGUUCUCUCUGGAUAGGCUACCAGACUGGGUUCCCUCAAUCAAUGCAACAACACCCUAAUAGAUGCCGACAAACUCCACACAAAUAUUCUUCAAUGUGUUUUUAUUUUAUUAUAUUCAUUUUUGUGGCCAUGUUACUGUAACAAAAGAUGGGAGUAACAAAAGCUGGAGGAACUAUACUGUGAUUGCUAGGAAUGUAAGAAAGGUCUGAAAGUUGCUGCAUUAAGAUGACGAUUACCAUGAUGACUCGCAGUACAAUGUUUUGCUAUUCUAAUUGCAAAUAGCUGUGAAAAUGGUAAAAAAUUGCAGUAUGUUUUUUUUAGAGCUGUCCCGAUCCGACCACAUAGUCUCUCACUCUCUCUCCUGCUGCUUUUCUUGGUCGGGAAGUGUACUGGAGUUGCUUGUUAAAGUUAACGAUGAUUGACAGGCGUUAAGGCUUGAUCUUGCCAGAGAAGCUUGGAAUCAGAAACUUCAAGGUGCCACAUAUGUCAAUCAUCGUUUAGCUUGUUAAACAUUUGCUUUGGCAACUCAUUGUGUGCAAGUUUGCAGUGUGAGCGGAUUUGAGUGGACUCACAAUGAAGCAUUGAAUGAAGACAAGCAUAUACAUAAAAUAUUUUUUUAUUAUUAUACUUUGGGCCGAAAAAAAUGAAAAAACAUGUCUUAAAUGUAUC
Corythoichthys intestinalis (scribbled pipefish) is the source of this 2461-nucleotide messenger RNA. RefSeq names its product solute carrier family 13 member 1 (gene slc13a1). The transcript is spliced from 13 exons. NCBI's taxonomy places the organism in Eukaryota, Metazoa, Chordata, Actinopteri, Syngnathiformes, Syngnathidae. Gene Ontology annotation, biological process: transmembrane transport. The record is from RefSeq and is a predicted model, not a curated record. Gene Ontology annotation, molecular function: sodium:sulfate symporter activity. Gene Ontology annotation, cellular component: membrane.